Messenger RNA from Aureobasidium musti, 387 nucleotides. NCBI's taxonomy places the organism in Eukaryota, Fungi, Ascomycota, Dothideomycetes, Dothideales, Saccotheciaceae. The record is from the annotation of a GenBank genome assembly.
CCAAGCACAAGAAGCNNAUACGAGGACUCGAUCGCACCCGGCAUGAACUCAAGCCUCAUCGUAGAGUUCAGACACCGGGUCACAAAGCUUCGCAACGAUGUGCUACGUGGGCGAAGGCAUUACUUACUCUUGAACAUCGGAACCAUCAAGACAGAGCGGCANAGGGGAGCAGCAACGGCGCUCGUCAAACAAAUGAUAGAGGCCGCGGAUCGAGAAAAGGUCACGCAUAUCUACCUGGACACAGUAGCCGAGGGGCCCGCGAGACGGCUGUUCGACAAGCUGGGGUUCCAGGAAGUUGGCCGAUUCGAGAUUGAUCUCAGCAAGCAUGGUGGUGUAGGAAUAUCUACGCACGUCGGCAUGAUUAGAUGGGGCUGGGCAGUCGUGUAA